Messenger RNA from Prorocentrum cordatum, 1629 nucleotides. The record is from the annotation of a GenBank genome assembly. NCBI's taxonomy places the organism in Eukaryota, Dinophyceae, Prorocentrales, Prorocentraceae.
AUAUCCCUCGUGGCUCAGCAGGGUUCAACGUUCACACGGCACAGCUCGAUGAGGCCUCCAGCUCGUCGGUUUCCUCUGAAGUCAUCCAGACGAUGCCGUGUGCAUCUGGUUGCCGUGGCCGCGCGCGGGGCGGCUUCGAAUUACUCUUUAAGUCUGUCAAUCGCUCUGAUUCUGUCGUCUCUGUAGCUGCGAGCAAUGCCGCCACGGAUGAAAAAGCACUGUCAUCGUGAUGGUGAUUCGUGCAUGUGGGAAGCGGAAAAGCAGGGAUGGGAGGAAGCACAGAAGACAGAGGAGCGCAGGAUGGGUCGUGCAAGUCGGGGGGCACAAGGCAACAUUGACGGACGGGGGCUCAGACGCCACUCCAAGCGGCGAGACUGCACGAUCAUCAUGUUGACGCACAGCGGCGGCGCAUACCAACUCGUCUGCAAGACUCUCGAGUGACGAGCUGCAGCGUCGGAGCUGAACGAGGUCCGAGCGGCGCAGGUACUGGGCGCCAGGAACACCCCAAUCAGGGCGAGCAGAAUCAGUGGCUCCGCAAUCGGUGUCAGGACGAUCUUGGUCGGGAAGGUCGCCGCUCAGAGCGGCGUCGGGAUCAUGAGGGCCGUCACGAUCAGCAUCUUCAGAGAGAACAUCAGCGAGAUGAUCUCGAUUCUCAGGACGAGUCUGGCAAGCCUGAGGCGCACGGACACCAGCAGGAUCACGCGCGGCAGCGUGCGCAGCACCAGCUGUGGCCUGACCGUCUUCGAAGUUGCGCAGCUCCCGCUCGAAAUUGAUGUCGUACAGGUAGGACUCGUGACUAGCCACUCCAGCUGGCGGCUGCGGGGAAGGAGUAGUAGAGCACCCACUCGGCGGUGAAGUUGAAGAACGAAGAUUGGCCAUGAAUUCGGACACCUUCGGCAGGUCCGAGCCGUCGCAGUAGCCCACGACCACGGGCAACAGCGUGGGCGGCCUCUGAGCGUGGAUGAUGUGCACGAUGUGCGUAGCCAUGCCAACAGCCAUAGAGAUUAUGUCGAGCACCUGCGGCAGAAGGGAUGAAAGAGAAGUCGGGUUCGCACCUUUUGGCAAUAGCGGGUCCAGCUGCAACACGCGCUUGCCCGAUGGGACAGCAUCAAUGGGAGGGAGUACCUCAUUUACAGCAUGUUGACCCACGUCGGCUUGAUGGAUCGCCUCCUGCACGCGGGCGUCCUUGACCCUCGGGAGGCGGUGUUUGGCGCGGCCUGCACGUGUGUUGACUUGGUGGAGCUGGUGAACAGCGGCGCCACCCACCCGCGGGGCAGCGAGAGCGACUGCAUCACGAAGAGUGUGCGAUUGAACUCCGCUCUCGAAUUGAAGGUGAGCGUGAACGCGCAUGCCAUGCACAACGUCGCGAACAUGAGGGGCCAGAGCAGCUGGGACCAAGACAUGCUUAAAGCUGCAGGGGACCUCCCGGAGAUAGCCGCGAGCACGGCCACGUUCGCGGCGGGCUUCACGGCGUGCAGCAGAGCGGCGAUGCGGCAUCACCGCGAGCGUGGAGACGAUGAAGACGAGCAGACGCCACACUGGAGGGCAGCGGCGCACACCAUUGCAUGCUGUGAGUGGAGCGCGUGCGGGGCUCCGGCCUAGCAACAUGUGGCUUGAGCCAAAAUGGCU